This is a messenger RNA of Castor canadensis (American beaver), 1247 nucleotides long. The record is from RefSeq and is a predicted model, not a curated record. Lineage: Eukaryota; Metazoa; Chordata; Mammalia; Rodentia; Castoridae.
CACCCCACCCUGUGGACCUGCAAACUUCAUUUGGCAACUAAUCCAUUAUUAAGCAGAACAUGCAGUUGAGAAACUCAUAGUGGUAUAGGGCUUUUUAUUCCCAAGAAUGAGGGAAUGUGGGGACAGAUUCCAUUGUGAAGGUUGAACUCAUGGUCAUUAUUGCUAAAUGCCAGAAGUAGUUUUGUGUCCCUCAAAAGUGAUGCCUUUCUUCCCUUUCUACUGUUAAAACAGCCUAAGGCCCAGUUUAAGGACUGCUACCGUAGAGCACAUCUGGGUGGGAGUACAGACCUGUGCCAAAUCAAAGUGUUGCUUAUACUCACCCUUUGCUAUAUUGUUCCAAGUCCAAAACUUCAGAAGCAAGUCCCAUAACUGAGACUGCAGGCUUGUGAAACUAAUGCACCAGGCAGGGAGUAGUUUACUGACCAAACACUGAAAGCUGGAAUUCCUGUGAUCACAAGAGUCACUCAAAGAAUUAUCUGCAAGUUUAUAUGUUAUCUCUAUGUUUUGCUUUAGUCCUCUUUGAUACGCAACCUACGGCUCUCGGAGUCCUUGAAAAAGAACCAACUCUGGAAUGGGAUUAUAAGCAUAACUUUGUUGAAGGGAAGAAUGUCUCAGGAGGAAACAUGACCGAGAUGUUUGUCCAGUUAAAACUGGGAGAUCAGAGGUAUAAAAGUAAGACACUGUGUAAGAGUGCAAACCCGCAGUGGCAGGAACGCUUUGACUUUCACUACUUCUCUGACAGGAUGGGCAUUUUGGAGAUUGAAGUGUGGGGAAAGGACAGCAAAAAGCAUGAGGAGCGUCUGGGCACGUGAGUUACUCUGCUUCUAACUGGUGGGAGCUUGCUUUUGCAUGGGGCUUUGCUGACAGGGUGUCUAUUUGGGCUGAGGUUGCUAACUCAUAUUCCACCCCAAGGGCCAUCAGUAAUUCAGGACAAUCAAGCCUAAUACUGGGAAUGUUUGCUUAUUUUUUAAUUGGCAAAUGUCAUUCAGUAUUUAAAGGCAGUAUUCAAAACAGAAGAAGAUAUAGUUGUCCCUUAGUAUACACAAGAAAUUUGUUCCAGGAACCUCUCUGCUAACACCAAAAUACACAGUGCUCAGGUCCCUGAUAUAAAAUGGUGCUGUAGUUGUGUACAACCUGUGCACAUCAUCCUAUAUACUGUAAAUUAUCUCUGGAUGAUUUAUAAUUCCUAAUACAGUGUAAAUAGGUGGUUGUACUAUAUUGCUAAGGGAGCAAUGACUCCAAAAAUG